Molecule: messenger RNA, 1486 nt
Organism: Botrytis porri
Lineage: Eukaryota; Fungi; Ascomycota; Leotiomycetes; Helotiales; Sclerotiniaceae
Exons: 3
Coding region: 1-1197 (398 amino acids)
Biological process (GO): proteolysis
Cellular component (GO): fungal-type vacuole
Molecular function (GO): aspartic-type endopeptidase activity
Source: RefSeq, a predicted model, not a curated record
AUGAAGGGUGCAGUUUUCGCCGCAGCAUCGCUGCUCGGCAGUGUGAGCGCCGGGGUUCACAAGAUGCCUCUCAAGAAGGUAUCCUUGAGUGAGCAACUUGCGACUGCCAACAUGCAGGAGCAUGCCAAACACUUGGGUCAAAAGUAUAUGGGUGUUCGACCUGAAUCUCAUGCCAGUGAGAUGUUCAAGGAGACUUCCGUUCACGACGCAGGCGACCACACUGUUCCAGUUUCCAACUUCCUCAACGCUCAAUACUUCUCAGAAAUUACUAUCGGUACACCACCACAAACAUUCAAGGUCGUCCUUGAUACCGGAAGUUCCAACCUUUGGGUUCCAUCUUCCCAGUGCGGUUCCAUCGCAUGCUACCUUCACACAAAGUACGACUCAUCCUCAUCAUCUACCUACAAGGCAAAUGGAACUUCAUUCGAGAUCCGAUAUGGUUCAGGAAGCUUGAGUGGUUUCACCUCCAAGGACGUUAUGUCCAUUGGUGACCUGAAGAUUAAGGACCAAGUCUUCGCCGAAGCUACUGAAGAGCCUGGUCUUGCAUUUGCCUUCGGUAGAUUUGACGGUAUCUUGGGUCUUGGUUAUGAUACCAUCUCCGUAAACAAAAUCGUUCCACCUUUCUACAGCAUGAUCGAUCAAGGUCUUUUGGACGAGCCAGUUUUCGCCUUCUACUUGGGUUCCAAUGACGAGACUGACGCAUCCGAGGCUAUCUUCGGUGGCGUCAACAAGGACCACUACGAGGGCAAGAUCACCGAGAUCCCAUUGAGACGUAAGGCUUACUGGGAAGUUGACCUUGAUGCGAUCGCCUUUGGUGAUGCCAAGGCCGAGCUUGAUAACACUGGUGUUAUACUUGACACCGGAACUUCUCUCAUCGCCCUCCCAACCACCCUUGCUGAGCUUCUCAACAAGGAAAUCGGUGCUAAGAAGGGAUGGAACGGUCAAUACACUGUCGAUUGUGCCAAGCGUGACAGUCUCCCAGAUCUUACAUUCACCCUAAGCGGUCAUGAUUUCGCUAUUGGCCCUUACGACUACAUUCUCGAGGUUCAAGACUCCUGUAUCUCCACCUUCAUGGGUAUGGACUUCCCAGAACCAGUUGGACCUCUUGCUAUCUUGGGUGAUGCUUUCCUCCGAAGAUACUACUCCGUCUAUGACCUUGGUAAGAACACUGUUGGUCUUGCUAAGGCCAAGGCAUAAAUAUACUUUCAUCAAGCCAAAGUGCUAAAGUUGUAACAAAUUGAAUGCCCUCGAGUAACUUGAGGACGGAAAUCGGCGAUGGGAAUUUCCUUUUAGUGUGUAGAAUAGGGAGUUCUCAUUUCUCUAAUAAUAACUGUCAUGCAUGGUUUUCUCUUUGGGGAGGAGGGUUACUUUUCCUUGUUCAGAAAGCCUACAAUUGCCCAUUGAUCGUUGGUCAUUAUCACAUUAGUUUUUGAUGUCUACACAUCUAUUAGUACGAUACAGAAUACAGAUAUACUGAUGAAAAAAA